UGGCGACCGGUGACUGCCUGCUUGAACGCGGGAAGCUGUCUCUUGGGCUGAUUGACGUCGGAUUGCGUGUAGCCAGUGCGUGCAGCCGAUGCAUCGCCAGCACGGGCUGCACAUCCCCUGUGCGCUCGAGACACGGCUUCGAUGCGUCAUCUGGUCUUUGCCCGAGACCCCAAACGUGCACCGGCCGAUUGUAGGCAGGGAAGCACGGAGUUACCUCCGCGCCGGCAAUGUGCAACUGACGUCCGAAUUUGUACAUGAACUGGGCAGGCCCGAUACUGCCGUCUCCCACCUCCCGACCCAACUUCUGUCUCCUAUCCGUGAACCCUCGCGGGUGCAUGAUGCAUCGGGGCGACAUGCCGUUUCCUCGUGGUGGGGUGAGGUGAGCACCAUUGGCUGCCUAGGCUUGGACGACCGGAACUGCCAUCAUGGCUGUUUCAUGUCGACAGAUGUACAAGAGCAAAGGAAAUACAGCGUGGCUCAAAGUCAUUCGUCCCUCGGGAAUAGCAGAUACGUUGCUACAGAAUUGUUCGCAUUCAACUUGCAAGGAAUGAUUCUGUCGGCUGCUCGUCCCAAACAACAAAGCAAGACCGAAAAUUGGCAUUGAACAAUGAGGGGAACAAAGCGCCCGCGCCCGAAAAGAAGAGAAGAUAGCCCUCCAUGCACCGAACGAGCUCCUGGCUCGAGCUACUGCCGAUACGUGGUUCUGAAGACGUUGGACGGGUCGAAUUCCUGCUUGAAGAUUUCAUAUUCCGAAGGGCCCCCUUUGUUUCCGGGUUGACUGGUCUCUAUGGCAAAGACCACGUUGGCGAAGGCACCCUGAAACUCUUCUUCGUGAAACAACAAGCCUUUCCACAUCUUGGCCACUUCCGCAGCAGGAUUACGGA
Aplosporella prunicola CBS 121167 is the source of this 884-nucleotide messenger RNA. RefSeq lists its product as uncharacterized. The transcript has a single exon. The record is from RefSeq and is a predicted model, not a curated record. The coding region runs from base 89 to 604 and encodes 171 amino acids. NCBI's taxonomy places the organism in Eukaryota, Fungi, Ascomycota, Dothideomycetes, Botryosphaeriales, Aplosporellaceae.